AUGCACGUUAUAUUACUUAUAUAUAUUAUCUCGCGCAUUAGUAGCGCGCUGUCUAUACAUACAGUAUACAGUCUACGCCCUCUACUACAAGGCUAAACAUACUACAAUCUGCAAUACGUAUAUCGCGCCCGCAGACUGCGGAGACGCGGACAAUACAAGGGACAACUUGCUCUGAUCACUGGUGCAAGCGCGGUGGCGGCAGGCGGCUAAUGCGGCUAUAUAUAUAUAUAUAUAUAUAUACACACACACACAGACCUAAUAUAAGCUCAGUAGUCAGUUUGAGCCGAGAUGCUGCACCUUACGGACACCGUGCUUCCACCGCAGGACAUCAUGCUCGAGGUUAGGAAGUUUAUUUCCAUUACUACCGCGCGAAACUCUCAAAGCUCAAACACGCUCGAGGUCACGAGAACUGCUCUUGGGCUUCUCAAGAAUGUUCCGGCCACGAGGGAAGCCGUACUCGAGUACUUCUGCUCCGUCUUCUUUGCUGCUGUCAACAAACACAUGCGCCAAAUCGAGAUGAGGCAGAAUGUACCCAUUAGUGAGGAAAACAUAAUUUCCGAAAUACACCUUGUCCUCAGUAGUUUUAUCAACGGCAACCCAGAGGCCUGGGCUCCCAUCAUAUCAGCAUGGUCUCUUGAUCUUCUUGGUAAAUUAUCCACCAACCAUUCCAAGCACAUCAAUUUGUCAGGUAGUGCAGGAAUUAACGAUUGCCUUCAGCAAUGGAUGUCCUGCCGAGCUACUAGAACCCUCAUAGACAUCACAGCACAAUGUUUACAGUGUCUAAUGCACGCUGAUACCGAAUCUUGUAUAAAAGCCUUGCUGGACACAAGUGUAAUGCACAGCCCACAUUUUGACUGGGUUGUCGCUCAUGUAGGUAGUUGUUUUCCAAAUGUAGUCAUAACUAGGGUACUCUCGUGUGGCUUGAAAGAUUUCUGUGCUCUGAAAAACAGCGAGCGUAAAGACAAAAAAAUGGAUCAAAAAUUAAAUUCGGUCGUCGGAAUUCUCACUCAUUUGGCAGGCAGUCACUUUUAUGAUAUCAGGACUGCAUUGUUAGACUUGUUUAUGUGGAGUUUAGAUGAAAACGUUAAUGUAAACGAAGACACAAAAGUACAAAGGUUAGCCACUGUUCCAUUUUUAUUAAAUCUGGCAUCGCUUUCAUCAAUGUUACUGAAAGCUCUCACAAAUGAUUUAUCACAAAUAUUGACGCCGGAUGUGAUACCAAGGUUAGCAUUAUUUUCUACGGACUGGGUGAAAUAUUUUAAAAAUGAUGCCACAAGUUUGAUAAACAUAGCAGUGCACUUGGCACUUGGAUGUGAUCAAGGAGCCCUGCAAAUUAUAAAUAUUCUCUUGGACACGAGUUUAAAUCCUAGCAAUGUAGGCUACCACAGUGUGAAUGCUGCACAAAAUGCAAAAAACGUUUGUCGCGAAAUUCUCGAAUUGAUUUUAGAAGAAAUCGAGCUCACUAUUAGAACAGAUCAUUGUAGAUCAACUAACAUACCAUUGCUAACAUCUAUCAAACAAGACUUACCUACUGUCAUACCUCUUCUAUUGAACUCGCAACCAUUAAAAGUUAAAACUGCAGUCAAGUUAUUAUCUUUAUUAGGAAAUCAAAAUUCCAAUGUAUUAAUAUCAGCAGCAACAUACGUUCUUCACAAAGCACAAACGAAUUUUCACUUGGCCGUAUUAGUGCGCCUUAUUACAGAUAACGCCAAUUUUUUUUCCAAAAAAUAUAAAAAUGAAAAUGCCAUUUUGGAUUAUGGAUAUUUCACUCAGGUAGUAGAGCAAGCUAUAAGGGAAGUACAGUACUCAAAUGUCACAGAUAAUCAGGCUAUUAGGCAACUAUUUCAAAAUUUGACUGUACUAUUAAAAUGGGAAAAUUCUGGUAAAGUACCAAACUUAAAAUCCAAUUUCAUAACAAGAGCCAUUAGAGUUAAUUUACUGCAAAUGGCAAUAUGCCUUAUGAAAACAAAUAACUUUGAUCUAGCAAGUGAUAUUGCUGAAUUGUUAAAUUGUCUUAAUCCACCAGACAGUACCAAUUUUCCAGCAAAUGUUGAACUGACUCUAAGAUUAACUAAAGCUAUUAUUCGCUAUUUUUUUAUAUGCAUAGCAGAAGAUGAUAUUAUAAAAAAGCAACGAGGAGUUAAGAUAGUGUGUCGGUUUCUCAAAGGCUUGACGACGUAUUCGCAAUAUGCUAGAGUAUUGGCACUGAGAGAAAUUUUAGAAAUAGCGAUAUUUGGCGAUCCUGCAAAAUAUUUUGGUGCUAAAGAAAAAUUCAAAUUCAAUGCCACAGAAGUACUUCUUUUGCAACAAAAUCACAAACAGGGAACUGGAGCCAUUCUAGCUCAAAGACACUCAUCCGUAUUCCAUGCAGGAAUCAUUGGACAAGGUCCAAGAAAACUUGCUCCAGACAAUAAUAUAGACAAAGAAAUUAUAAAAUUAAACAACACUCUAUUGACUGACGUUAUUAAGGCGUGCUGCAGCAACCGAGAUUCCGCGCAAUAUUUAGUAAACAUCGAUGCUUUAACACUGGUCAGUUUACUGUUGGUUGAACUAAUAUCUCCAGAUGUUAUGUACAAUGGAUUACCAUGGCCUGAUGAGGAAUUUACAAAGGUGACUGUUGAAAGAGAUUUGCAAAUUCGGAGAUCAUUCAAAGAUGCACCUGUACUAUGGACAUUGUUACAUUUGACGGCAUGGUACAGACCAACUUUAGCUUAUUGUUCAGUGCUUUUAAGAGCUAUUGUUGCUACAGUUUUAGCAAAUUGGAAUCUCAAUAAAGGUGUUAUGAUAACUAAUGUUAUGGCUCUUGGACAAUUGCUUCCGCCACCGCUUACAACCAUUACUGAUGUUCUGCCUGUGUUUGAACCACAUCAGAUUACUACUGUUAUGCGUGAAUGCGUAUGGAUGUACAUGCAUGAAAACAUCCCAUCACCAAUGUUGUUUACGCGAAGCGAAGGUGCAAGUAUUGCCUGGCGGGAUACAGAUACCUCGACACCGAACAUACGGUUCACGGAAACUUUAAGACUCAUAUUUUUAGCAAACAUUCACAUUUUAGGUUCAUUGUACUCUAACAUAUUUUUUAAUGAGCACAAAUAAAUGCGAACAAAAAUUAAUUUUGAAUAAAUAUAAUAUAACAUUAAAAUUGUUAUACAGAUAACUUUUUGUAAAGUGUAUAUUAUAAUAAUACCAGAGUUAAAGAAAAAAUCAAUUCUGGAAACUUUGUAAAUAUGUUUUAUACAAUAUUAUAUUUCCAAACUUGAAAAUAUUGAAUAAAUUAACAAGUAAAACUAUAUAUAAACACCCACAGAAUCAUACAAAAUAAGCUUUCUGACAUUGCACCCAGAAAAAUAUUUUUAAUAAAAUAAUUUAAAAUGCA
Molecule: messenger RNA, 3373 nt
Organism: Nasonia vitripennis (jewel wasp)
Lineage: Eukaryota; Metazoa; Arthropoda; Insecta; Hymenoptera; Pteromalidae
Gene: omd
Product: integrator complex subunit 5
Exons: 12
Coding region: 289-3093 (934 amino acids)
Biological process (GO): snRNA 3'-end processing
Cellular component (GO): integrator complex
Source: RefSeq, a predicted model, not a curated record